Monomorium pharaonis (pharaoh ant) is the source of this 7019-nucleotide messenger RNA. Its product is annotated as F-box only protein 43. Gene Ontology annotation, molecular function: protein binding. The transcript has 2 exons. The coding region runs from base 1610 to 3256 and encodes 548 amino acids. NCBI's taxonomy places the organism in Eukaryota, Metazoa, Arthropoda, Insecta, Hymenoptera, Formicidae. Gene Ontology annotation, cellular component: nucleus. Gene Ontology annotation, biological process: negative regulation of meiotic nuclear division; regulation of mitotic nuclear division. The record is from RefSeq and is a predicted model, not a curated record.
AAUUACAAUUAGAAACAAUAUUGAUUACAAGCCAAAAUUAAAUGACACAUACAUAAUCACAUUUUUUUUUAUAAGGAAAAACAAUUAGAUUAUUUUAAAGUGUAUUCUCCUAAGAAGCAAAAAUUUUAAUUUAAAAUUAAUUGAAACUUAACUAAUUUUCCUUCUCAAUGUUUCUUUAUAUCUCAUAUUUUUAUAGUAACGUGAAAUAGAAAUGAUUACACAACCUUCGGUCGUUUCAUCGGCGUUCAAAACGUCGCGCGGGCGGCGCGGGGUCUCGCCUCCGGAGUUCAGGGAGAGGGGCGAGCGAGAGAAAAUCGCCCCGGCAACAAAAGCGCGCUUCCAGCAUCCGGCGCGGCUCGGCCAAUAGCGCCGCUUGGCAACGAACGGCGGGACGAGGCGGCGCGCGCGAUUGGUCGGUUGACGCGCGUGGCGACUACCGGCGAGAGGGGGAGGCAGAGACACACGACGCAAGAACGGAAUUUACGAACGCGCGCCGUUCAAUGUGUCGGUGGAACGUCGGAGCGCUGGUGAGGGUAACCUAGAGGGCGAGUGCUGGCGAAGCGGGUGCGUGCGCACGUUUCCCUAAGCUGCGCGCACCCCCCAAGCGUCGUUCAUUACAAUCGGCUGGCGAGGGUGCGCGACGCGUUUCCCAGAGGAUCUGGCUUUCGCUUCUGGAUUUGGCUGUGUGUUAACCGAGUUGCCCGGUUUCUCCGCGUCGCCGGAAUUGCGCGUGAAAAUCAGACGCGGCGAGAAAGUGUCGGCGAAAACUUGUUGCUUACGAGGAGCGCGCAUGCGGGAAGGGUGGACUCCCUUUCCUCCAUGACUACGGAAUUGAGGAGCAGCUGGACGGCCGCGAGGUGGGAGAAGGGGAGGAAACGCCGGGCAGACAUGAGGUUAGCGCGCGUUUCCCGCGCGACGCACACGUGAGUGUACAGCGUGAAGCGACGCGCGAGUGUCAACACACGCGGCAAACGUCAAGUGCCGGCGCGACGGGACGGGACACCGCGCGCACUGCACUCGCCGCACUUCACGGCGCAGCUCGUCACGUCGGGUACCGCGAGUUUAUACCGGGAAAAGUGGCGGCGGAAUCGAGGAAUGGCAUCGAUGCGAUCUGACGCGAUCAGGAUCUUCGAGUGGAGGACGAGCCUCGUCUCUCCAUUUCUCUCCCGCGUGGCGUAAACAGACGGAUUCGCGAGUGGUGCGAGUGGCGCGAAUGCGAGGCGGCGGAAAUCGUGAGUGUUGUCGGUGUUGUUUUGCGUGUCGUCGACGACGACUUCCCGAUGAUUUAUCGCGUGUUGGAGUGUAUGUUCGUGAUUUAACGAAGAUUAAAACGCCGACGGACAGACCGCAUAUACGUGUUUCCGCGAGAUACCUGCCUGUCUACCCGACGGACAAAAGUGUGGAUCUUAACUGUAUCUUAUCUCCGCGAUAAACGGAAGACGAAAGUGAAGCGUGACCUAUUUUGAAGGGAAGGUCGCCGAAGUUUAAUAAACAAGCCGUGAAAACCGUGCCUCCUCUCGCCGUUAGGCCGCAAAACCGUACAAAUAAAGUGACGUUCGGAUGCCAAUGGUCGGCUGACAGGAAGGAGAGAGGAUCCCUUCGCUGCUCGAUGACGACGCGAGCACCGGAGCACCGCUCGACAUGCCGUUUCGCGUCCAAGGAAAGCUGGCGAGAUAGGUCAAAGUCGCGUUCGCGUUCGGAGAUCGGAAUUUCGUUCGGGCUCGGAUCGGAACGACACAUCGCGUCCUCGUCCACGAUGGAGGACGUCGACGUCGCGCGGCAGACGAUCGUCCGGACGCCGUGCGUCUCCAUGGACGGCAAUUCCCACGACAGCGUCGACAGCGGCUAUCUAUCCAUCGUGACGCCGCAGACGAUUGACGGCUGCACCCCGAAGCUGCUCGCCGGCGGCUACAGGACGCGCUCGUCCACCGGCGCCCUGCUCUCCUCCAGGAAGCACAGGUACCGUCCGAAUCCCAUUCAAUGCGAGAAGCCGCACCGGUACACCCGCUCCAAGCACGGCCGUCGGCUGAACAUCUCCGAGCUGGACUAUCUCGUGUUGGAGAACUCGGCCAGCCUCGUCGAGCAAGACUCGGUGCUGGAGCGGUCGUCGUGCGCGCACACCCUGGUGAGCUCCACCCCGAGCUGCGCCAACGAUGACCAAGCGUUCGAUCAGGCGGUCCUCAGGAACAGGCGGAACUGGCGUACCACGGUGCCCGUCACCCCCGCGUCCACGGACCUCCAGAUUCUCUCGCCGCCCCCGUCGCCGGCGGUGCCCUCCUCGUCCUACGUCGCCUCCGAGCCCAUCCGGGAGGACGAGGAUAUGAUGCUAGUCCACACGCCGCGGGGUAAGUCGCGGCGGGUCACCACGCCGUCGAAGCUCAAGGUUCUGAUACCGUCGAUCGUGAUCUCGCCGGUUCGUACGAGAAACGGUAGCAGCAGCAGCAGCGGCAGCAGCCCCGUCGCCAUAACGUCGGUGGAGAAUAAAAAAUUGCGAGAGCUGCGCAUCACGGACCUGGCAGCGUCCGAAAUCAAGCCGAAGAAGCUGGACUUCAACCAUCGCGGCCUGUCGUCGCUACGGAACAGCCGGAGGGCCACGUUGGAUUACACGGGGAAGGGGAAGGUGGAUUUCCUGUCCCUUCUCGGGGAAGAGAGCAAUCACUUGAAUUUGGUAUCGAAGAUCCUGUCGUACCUGUCGCCCCAAGACCUCUGCUCGGCCAGCAUGGUGUCCAGAGUGUGGAGGAAGAUUUGCAAAAGCGACUUUUCCGCCAAUAAGCGAAGAAUGGGUUUUAUCAUGCGUAAGCACACCGUGAAGGAGAACUUGUGGCUGCUGGCGAUGGCGAAGAAGGCGAAACGCGAGGAGGAUAUACAGACGAGUCCUAAGAGUAGACGUUACGUUCGAAAAGGGUACCUACUAGACGUGCAAAACAUGCUGCAAAUCCCGGCGCAGCCAAAUAGCCCGCCUGUAUCGCCGAGCAAAAUCAAAUUUCAUUCCUUCGUCAAGGCUAGUCGUAAACUCGCAAAUGGCGAGUACCUGUUACGAUGUCCGAGAUGCAGCUUUCCCUGUCACGUGGACAGCGAGAAAAGCGUGGGUGCCUGCUCCAGGCAGGGUUGUUCCAUCGAGUUCUGCAUUUCGUGUUCGUCAAAGCCGCAUGCGGGCCCGUGCAAGACAUCCUUACUGACCACUCCGACGAAGCGCAACAACAAACGACUGAUUGCCGGCUCGAGGCAGAGCAAACGGAAUCUACGGCGAUUGUAAAUCGAUUCCUUUUCCCUCCAUCGAUCCGCGUUUCGAUCGUUUGCGAGGAGAGAAGAACUAGUCUAGUUAUGGAGUCGUGUCGACUCUAUCGAGAAAGGGAACAAACGCAUGUAGGUAGAUAAAAUAUGUACUAUAGACGUCAAGAGCCAAAAGCGAUUUUAUAGUCUAAUUUGAAAGAUAAAUUAUUUUAUCUAGUGAUUAAUUUUUCUGAUUAGUUUGAGAGCAUUGGAGUAAAACUGAUGCGAUGACGGCGACCGUCGUGUGCUUGAGUAAAACUUUCUAUACAUAAUCAUAUACGAAAUUUGUUUCUAGACCAUGUCUGUGAUUAUAUCUGAUUUUAUAUUAUGUUAUAUAACCAUAAAUAUAUAUGAUCAUGUUCCUUCUGUUAUGUGUAUACAUCAUUUGUGAAAAAUAGAGUUAUAUACUAUUAUCAGCGUAUGCGUUUAAUAGGAUUCAAAGUUCUAAGAUGCAUGUGCAUCUAAUAUAAAGCAUGUAACUCUUCGUGGUCACUUGGGAUCUAGUAGACCCCAAAAAAGUUUGAUCCUCUAUAUCUGAAUCAUUAUUUGAAAAUUAGAUGACUUUUUUAUGUUACAAUCAAAUUUUUACACUCGACUAGACAAUUUUCGAAUAUUUUUGAACAAUAUUUAAAUUUAUUCAGUAUUUUCCUCGUUGUAACCAGCACAUAACUUUUUAGAGGUGACCACGAAAGGAUAAUUAUAUUAUUGUGUACAAUUAUAAUUGCAUACACGAUAUAAAGUCAGAUAAAAUCACACAUGGUUAUAUACAGAUAAGUUUCAUAUAUGAUCAUAUAUGAUAAUAAUCAUACUUGUAGUCAUAUAUCAUUAUAUAUGAAAAUUUUUUUUUGGAUGUUAAAAUGAAUUUCAGUUGCGUACCGUAGCGAUAUGACAUCUUCAUAGCGCAAGAUACAAUAGCAUCUAUAUUGCUAAGUGCCUUUUUGAGAGCUGUUCUCGUAUAGCAUAUUAACCUACGAGGUGGCAUAAGUGUAUUUAACUGUCGUAAAUGCCGCUUAUGAAUGAUUUUUAAACGCCGUAAAAUCCACGAACGCCCUAAUUCGCCCCGAUCCGUCGACAACCACGAAAGAGGCUGAUGCCGAAGUACAACUUAAAUCUCCCGAACGACGUCGGCGAAUGCGCAACCGAAUCCUUCUCCAGUCCUCCUCCUGGUCGAUCUUCGGAGUAAAUUCCGCCCCGAGCAAUGCAUCUGAACGAAGAACGAAAGAAAGAGAGAAAGCGGCGAGAGAAUGAGAGGCUAAUGUGGGGAGUCAGGGGGAGAAUACCCUCAGCAGAACUCGGAGAAGAAGAAAAUGUGAGUGCGAGAGAGAAGGGAGAAAUGAGAACCCAUAAAGGCAACGGUCGUAAAACCACGUAAGGUACCGGCGAAACAUUUUGCGUCGCCCGGAUAUUCCGCUUUUUACCGGGCGUUCUCGGUUCCUUAAUGAAGACGGGGAGAGAGUCGACCGGGGGUUCGCGCAUGUUUCUUGCGGCUGAGACCUGCCCGCAGAAACCGCUCUUUCUCCUUUCCUCCCUCCCUCCCUCUUUCUCUUACGGGAAUCGUAAAACACGAUAACCGCCGAGACGUCGUGAAUCUCUGAUGUCUCCUCGAGAUGUGAACGAGACGAAUUCGUUUAACGACUCGAUUCGGCUUACCAUUCUUGUGUUUCCAUGUAAAUUCUAGAAACAUACGAAGUUUUUAUUUCUUUUCGAACAUUUUUUUAUUUCUUCUUUAACCCUACUUGCCGGAAUACGAGCAGAUUAAUUAAUUUUUACUUGUAACAAUAUGUAACAAUACUGAAUUCGUGAAAGAAAUGGUAAUUAAUAGCAUGGUUUAUGAUUAAGUUUUGAAACAUGAUUAAGAUUUCUUGUUGCAAUAUUUAUAGCAAAAAAAUGAGAAACAUUAGAAUGAGGAAUUAUCUCAUAUAUUACUCUCUUUUUUUUUUGUAUGUCGUUAUCGUUAAAAUUACAUUUUACAAGUUCUCUCUCCGACGCGAAUCUGGCGACAUAAUCGUACUUUCACUCAAUAUGUACUAUCGAAAUUACAUGGAAAUAGAUGAAUGCAAGCGUGCGAGAGAUAAUCAGUAUCAGAAUAGGAAGCGAGAAUAGAAAAAAAUGAAUAGUCACACAUAAUUAGGAAAAAACUGUUAUCCCGCAAAAAUAUGAGUCACGUAUUAAUAAUUUCAUUUUAUGUUAUCUGAUGGACUAGAGGAAAAGAUUUUACACGAGUGCAAGGAAUUUAAUUUCAAGUUGUCUUCAGGAAAGGAAAGAGAUAAUAUUUGCUCUUGCAUUUCUUAAUGUCAGAAGCCGGUGUAAAACCGAACAUUCGACACUUGUGCCAUGAUUAAGUUCGCGCCAUAAUAAUUGCCAUAUUUUAAAAACUGACAUGAUUACGAGGGAGAAAGAAACAAGCACGCGUUUCGUCCUCGAGUAAAAAAUCCUCGAUGGGGUGCCAUAUUAUAUUAUUUUGUUUUCUUUUUUCCAUUCGUGCACCUUUUAAUCCAAGUCUGUUUAAAUGUUUUUAAAUCUUUUAAAAGUAACGUUAGUUUGUCCUGUUUAUACUCUUAUUUUUAUACUGAUCUAUGCGAAAAGACUGUAUGUAAAUAACGUGAUAGUAAUAUAUUUUGUAUUUUACGAUAAAGUUUCGUCGAUAUAAUCGAUAUUUUAUUUGCGUCAUGUUCUCGUUAAAAAUAUGUUCAUUGUAUUAUAUGAUUAAUGAUGUCUCUCUUCACCGAUUGCUGUGUGAUGUUUGUAAAAAAGAUUUAACCGGUAAAUUUUAAUUAUCUUUAAUUUAUCUUAUGAAAUUAUUUUUUUAUAAUUUGGCAGAUGAAACAAAUUUUUUAUCAUUUAAUUUUUCCUUAUUUAAAUUAUUUGAAUUAUUGUUCUCUUAUGUGCUCUCUAAAAAAAUAGAUGUAGAAAUUAUUUUCGUUACCAUAAUACCCACGAAAUAAUCUAAGUAAGAAAAUUCCAUUAAUAUCACGAUUUACGCACAGAAACUCAUUAGUAUCUUUUAAGUGAUUUAUAUCGGAUUUUUUAUUGUAUUAUCUAGAUCGAAAUUGUUUAAGAUAUUUUAAUUGGAAGACUUGAAUAUAGCAUUUCAUAAUUUCAAAUCAAUAUAUAAUGUAUUUAUAUCGAAUCAUUAGCCCAACUGCGUCACUGCGUGAUUAAGUUAGUUAUAUAAUAUUUUGAUAAAGGAAAAUUUAUUUUUUCUUUCGAAACAAUUACCAUUUGCAUUGAUCAACACAACCCAAAAUUAAGCAUCGAUUUUGAUGCUUCAAUUUAUACGAGCAAUAUUCCAUUUGGUAUCUUCGAACAAUGAUUCAUAGAUUUUAAUACUCAGGAGAUGUUUUGGCAGGAAUCCGAUACAUUAUUUAGUCUAAGUUAUAUUUAAAAAAAAAAUCUUUAGCCACGAAGAAGUGAUACCAAAUAACGUGCCUCAAUAUGCAAUAAGAAAUAUAUCGAUAUUUUUAUAAAAAUGAACAUAUUUUCAUGUUUAGUAUAUAAGUUUUAUCAUAUAUAUAUUGCUCUCGAGGAUAUAUUUCAAGCAAAAUGCGAGAAUGCUCAAUACUCUCCUUCGCAUAUUAUAUUUUAUAUUUAGAAAUUUUUGAAUUCAUAUAUUAGAAACGAUUUUAAGAAAUACGUCUAGAAGUGCCGAAGAAUUAUUAUAGCAAAUGUGCAUUAAAAUUAAUUAAAUGUUGUAAACCCUUUCAGGGUAGGUUCCUGUAUUGUCAAUUAAAUAUAAUAUUUUUUCG